AUGUUGGAGAUAAAUCAGUGCGGUUUAUCAUCUUCAUCAGAAAUGGGUGGUGCCUCAAAUUCGUCCAGCUGUGUUCAAACUACCUUGAAGAUGCUUUACUUUAUGUUAUUUUGUUGCUGUACCUGGUCUACAGCAAUGAACAUUAAACCGAAGAAAGUGCUCGGAGUAUUAGAGGAAGCAUUCAGAGAAGUGCUUGCAGAUGUACAGAACGAAACAUAUAGUAUUACGGACGAAGAGGAAGAUCGACGUCGUCGACGUCGCCGUCGUAUGCUCCAGGCCAAUCGUGAUAUGCUUACAUUAAUGGAAAAGCGAAAAAAAAGACUUAAAGCGAAUCUAAUCAAAGCGAAAAACAAUCAUUUCUCAUCCAAAACAGUUUAG
Messenger RNA from Brugia malayi, 378 nucleotides. RefSeq lists its product as uncharacterized. Bases 1 to 378 code for a protein of 125 amino acids. The transcript is spliced from 2 exons. The record is from RefSeq and is a predicted model, not a curated record. Lineage: Eukaryota; Metazoa; Nematoda; Chromadorea; Rhabditida; Onchocercidae.